Bolinopsis microptera is the source of this 5173-nucleotide messenger RNA. RefSeq names its product titin-like. Bases 1736 to 4528 code for a protein of 930 amino acids. Lineage: Eukaryota; Metazoa; Ctenophora; Tentaculata; Lobata; Bolinopsidae. Gene Ontology annotation, molecular function: histone binding. The record is from RefSeq and is a predicted model, not a curated record. The transcript has 8 exons.
AUAUAACAAUAUCUUGUAGCAAUGGUCGAAGUUGUGAACCUCGACUCCGACGAGGAACCUGACAACCACUCACUCUACAUCUCAAUGGUUGAAGAUGUCCGACAACUUGUUCCUAGGAGCGCACUCUUCAGUCAAUUCUUUGCUAAUCUUGACGCAGUUAAACACACGUGCCCCAACAGUUACCUCCUUAGUUCCAAGUUCAAACAGCACAUUGAAAACUGCACACGAGGUCUCAACCAAGAGAACGUAGUUAGAAGACUCAAAGGGUUUGCGCAUGACAUGGUGUCCGAGACAAAUGCUGCGAGUCAGCGUCUGCAGAGUGAGCGUCCGCAGAAGAGGCGGAGGUUAGACCCUCCCCGAGCUGAGAUAAUUGAGGAAGGGCAUACAAUAAUACAGCCUCCCUACAGACAGCCUCCCUCCCAUAAAUCGGCACCCUCCCGGGGAGCCAGCACAGUCGUUAUGGAAACGUCCAGGAAGACAAGCCCAGUGGUCAUUGAUUUGGAUUUUGAGGGGCGGAGGUUAGAUCCUUCCCGAGCGGAGAUAAUUGAGGAAAUGACGAAAUACAGCCUCCCUGCAGUCAGCCUCCCUCCCGGAAUGCUCCCUCCCGGAAUGCUCCCUCCCGUAAUGCUCGUACGGCAAGGUUCCUCUAAUUCUAGUGCUUCUCACGCUACUCACUCAAGACCUCAGCUCCAGACUGCCUGCAAUGUAAUACCCGCGCAGAUUAUCUCGAAUAUUCCUUCAGUCUCAGAAAGGAGCUCAAGUUCACCACUCACUCCUUCACAGGAUAACUCUAGUCACUUCGAAAAGAUUGUAGAUAACCUCACCUCAAUCCAAACAAAAUUUUCUGAUGAGGCCGAUGUGCAGGAGGUUAUGAGGAUAUUUAUCAACCACAUUCUCUCACUACACCUGGACAAGAAGAAUGUUUCUCUAGCUUCCGUAAACACGUACUGUUCAAUGUUGCUGAAUGUUCAGUCACCCUUGUCGCUGCUCUACCACCUCCGGAGGCUGCUAAUGAUGAAAUAUUUCAUGGAUAUAAACCCAGUGGAGAUCAAACCUGGGGACUGGUUCUCUGCUCACUACCAGAUUGUACCCUACCACUUGUCAGAGUAUGUCAUGUUCGCUAUUUUCAUACGGUUGCUGACGAAAGUGCUGCCUGAGACUAAAGUAAAGAUGAUUAAACUAUUUCAACAGAAAUUCCGAAGUGCACUGCACGGAGUAAAACGAACUGCUCUGGACAGAAUAAAGAAGGUUGAGCUCACAGAAAACGAGUUGACAUUGAACAAAAAGUCCUACGCUGCAAGGAUUCUGUGUUGUCUUGGGGACUGCAUGGAAUUAUUCAUAAAAUCGAAGAUUACAGCACCCUCUAAGGAAACAUCCCGGGGAACCAGCCCCGUCGUCAAGGAAACGUCCCGGGGAACCAGCCCCGUCGUCAAGGAAACGUCCCGGGGAACCAGCCCCGUCGUCAAGGAAACGUCCCGGGGAACCAGCCCAGUCGUCAAGGAAUCGUCUCUGGGGACAAGCACUGUGGUCAUUGAUUUGGUUUCUGAGAACCUUAGUGAGUCCAGUUCCAGGACAUCUAUAUCGAUACCACGUGACGAGAAAGCGACCUCUCCAUCGGCAGCCAAGUCUUCAAGCAACUUGUCCUCGCCUCUUAUCGACCAGGAUUUAAUUCCUUUCCCCACAAACAUAGACGCCACCGAUCAGAGCGAGAAUUCUAAAUCUGGCUGCGACUCAAAUGAUCUUUCUGACACUGAUUACGGUGAAGUUGGAAGCAAACAAAUGGAUCCUUCGAAGUGUGCUCAAGAAACUUCUCCGGAGAGUGUUGGGAAUAUUGGAGAUAUCACUAUUAUUGCCUCUAAUAAAAAGAACGAAGAUGAAAGUGAACAAAAUACGGAAAGUGGAAAAGAAUGCAACCACCGAAGAAGCGGAGGAAAUUGAUCCCGAUAAUAUAGAAAAUUCUUCUGAAGGAAAAUCAGAUAAAACUGAAAGGGAGAAAGAUUCCGGAAAAUGCGAAGAAACAGAAGAUCACGAUGAGGAGAAUACUGAGGAAGAAAGGAAUAGCUUGAGUACAAAUGUUCUGAACAGAGAUGACUUAUUAAAAUACUCCUGUAUAAUCGCAACUCUUGAAACUCAGCAAAAUAUCCCAACCUCAUCCGAACUGCUCUCUGCUACAGAGAUAGAGUCCGACAAUUCUUCCAGCGAUAAGAGUUCGACAUCGGAUUCCGUUAGAAUUUUCAAUGAUAACAUGCAUGAGCUGGGGACUGAAACAUCGCCACCAGAGGAAGCUGUCGAGAAUCUGCCAGCUCCUGAAAACGUUUCUUGUGAAUUGUCCGAAAUGAAACAGGAGAUCAAACAGAGGAGACACAAAUCAUCAACGUCUGACUCUUUAGAGAUAAUUGAACCAAAUGAGGGCGAUCAAGGAGAUACAGUUGUCAGUCCUAUCAACAAGGAAACUGAUUGUGGCGAAUCCUUGACUAUAGCCGGUGCGUCUACUUCUGAAGAUGAAACAAGGAGGGAAGUUGAAGAAGAAUCAUCAGACCCCGUCAUUUUCAUCGUUGGUCAGAAUUCGAACCCAACAAAACAGAACACGGUCGUAACUACUCCAGUGUCUGGUUCGUUAGAAAUUAUUGAUCCUCCUGUUGAAGAUCAAAGAGAAGAAAUUGUUGGUCUAAUUAACAGCGAACCUGAUUGCGGCGAAUCAUUGACUAUCAUUAAUGAUGUCGAAGUGUCUACUUCUACUGAAGAAUCGCGUAUGGAAGCUGGAGAAGAAUCAUCUGACUCUGUUAUUUUUGUUGUUGGUCAAAAUACAAACCCCGCAAAACAAAAAACGGACGAACGUGCUGAAGUCGGUCCUAAUGACUUGACUAUACCCUCCAGUCAGAGUCUCGUCGAAAAGGAGGAUAUCUCAAAUUACGAGAUGGAGAGUGACGAACGACCCGAGCGGCACACUCCUAUUUCGUUAUCCCAGAAAAGCAUUGAGUUUAUUAAGGAGACAUCACGUGACUGCAUGAUUACCUCAGUGAAACCCGGGAAUGUGCAAUACGUGGAGAUUAAACUUGGUCCACUUCAAAACAAGUCCCGUGAAGUUACCUUGAGACCAGAUUACGUGAUGCCAUGUGAAACCCCUUCUGAAACCCCUUCUGAAACUCCUUCUGAAACCCCUUCUGAUAUGAAACAAGAUGAAAACAAAACAAAAACAACUGAUCCAGUUAGUAAUAUCUUCUUCCCUAAACCACCCAAAAGGAUAUCAUAUUUACAAUCUCUAAAUCCUGAACAACCUAAAAGGCUUUCAUUACAAUCUCUAAAUACUGAACAACCUAAAAGGAUAUCAUUACAAUCUCUUAAUCCUGAACAACCUAAAAGGAUAUCAUUACAAUCUCUAAAUACUGAACAACCUAAAAGGCUAUCAGUACAAUCUCUAAACCCUCCCCAACCGGAUAAAAGCAAAGAGCCAGAGAAAAAGAGAGUUAGUUUGAAACCUGCAGGACCUGCAGUGACUGGAUUUAAGAUACCAGCCUGUUUUAAGAUGGAUGCACAGCCUAGCAGCUCACGUAUUACCGUGGUUAGCGACUCUGACGAUAGUGAGCCGAACAAGGAAUCUGAGAGCGAAGAUGACCCUGACCCGGAAGUGGACGAAGAGUCGGAGGAGUACAAGCAGAAAGUAGCACAAGUGGAGAAACUGAGCCGGAAACUAGUCCGGUUAGCCAGACGGAUCAAGGCUGUCCAGGAGGCUGAUAUUGAUUGUGAAGAGAUGGACAAGUGGGGUAAUCUAUACCUACAGGAGGCAAAGUUGAAGAAGAAACAUAGGAAGGUUUUACAAAAGUUAGAAGAGGUUCAAGGUGACCUAAACUGUCAUUACUACUUCAACGUGAAAGUUAACUGUGGCAUUCCAGUCUUAUCCCAGUAUAUUGAAGAAAGACUCAACGCACGACAGAAAUUUCCAGAUAUUCAGGAUGUCAGACGUCUGAUCGAGCGGGGUUUAAAAGAGUGCAAAAUUUCAAUGAAGGAGAAAAAAGUGAAAACAUUGGCCAAGCAAGUGUUCCUAGACGCUGGAUCUCAGAUACAGUCACACAGAAAAACGGAACUGAAGUUGGACGGUGGGUUUCAUCUGAUGGACCAGGUGGACAUUACUAAAGACCCCGCUAAAGAAGAUCCUAUGCUGCGGAAACAACUGAAGAGGAAUAAAACUGAUGCCCGACGAAAACUCCAGAACAUUCAAUCCACGUUUGAUGCCAAACAGCUGGAACGAGAAUUGCUUGACAACGAUAUAUUCGAUGACGAAGCAGGCAGUGAUGACGAAAAUAAGGACAAAGAUAAACUUGACGGGGAAAACAAAGACCAAGACAAGAACAAAGAUAAAAAAGACGGAGCUAUCCAGCAAUUAAAUAAACAAGCUGAAGAUAAAAGUGAUAGUGAAAGUGAAAAUAGUGAAGAGGAGAAAAGUGAAAGCGAAAGUGAAGAAUCCGAAAAAGAUGAUGAUGAUGACGAUGAAAAUGACAACGAUAUUGACAACGACGAUGAUGAUUGACUUAAAAUGAGCUGCUAGCAGCGGUAUAUUCUUAAUUUGGUUUUACUUGUUCGAAAGCCGAUAUUUGUACUAUAUCAAGUAUAGAUUAUCUGCAUAGUUGAUCUGAAAAAAAAACUCUUGUAAAACUCCCGCUGUAAUUAUACACUGAUGGUAUUUUUUUAAAUUGUUUUAAAAGAAUAAAAGAUCCAAAGUUGAUGACAGACGUUUUUCAAGCCAUGCACCGGUUGCAUGGAACUCUCUUCCGCUGAUGUUGAGAAGUAUUACUGAUACCAACUGUUUCAAGCGAAUGUUAAAGAAUCAUUUAUAUAAUCAGUUCUGAUGUUUUUUCUUUCCAUUGUCUUCACUUUGCAAGACACGUUGGCUUCUAUUUUUUACCGCACUCCAUUUUAUGUCUUGAUGUCUAACUUUCUAGGAUCUGUCUCUUUCUUGACUGAUUAUGUCACUGUACCUUUAUUUUACCUACAUGUAUUGUAUGGUUUCUGCUUCUAUUUAGUUUAGUGUGGUUUACAAUAAAAGAUGUUUUAAUUUUGUCUUUACCUUAUGACGAGUUAUACUUUAGUUCACUUUUACACAUUUGCUCACAUCACUCACAGUCAGCCGCUCUGACAUGGUUAACCACCUUCCUUGUGUUGUUGGUUAAUCAUA